CCUUACCAUCGCAGAUCUAGGGUUUGAUUUUAUUUUUGAUGUUGUAGGAUUUUGAUAAAAUCAUUUUAGGGUUUUACUCUUUUUCUACAUUUAAAGCAGAUAUGAGCUCUAAGUUGUGUUUAAUUCUACACUUUUGUUGCUCCAAGUGGUAAAUUCGAUCAUUGUGUACAUUAUGACUCAUGAUUUGUAUUAUGCUUCAUUGUUCCAUACAAUAAAUAAAAUGGAGAGUACAAUUCUGAUUCGAUUAUGGGAUAUAUUUAGAAGUUCUGCUAAAUGCCAGUCAGGCACUUCGCCUCUCUCUCUCUCUCUCUGUACUCUGCUCUUCUGAGAUCUAAUUUACCUUAAAAUAUUGCUUGUCAAUGGUGAUUUGAUACAUACUAUUUCUAUAUAUAUAUAUAUAUAUAUCUGUAGUUUGGUGGUUACACUGGCUCUGAAGAUAUACAUAAACACGUAAUCACAAGCCCCUGAUUUUUUCUCCUUCUGUUGAUCAAUCUCAAACUGUUGAAAUAAAGGUGUUGUGAUUGGAGAAAAGAAAGAGAGAAGAUGACUGAGAGCAAGUGGUUUCAGCUCGGGACCAUUGGCACGCUGAGUCUAUCAGUGGUUUCGUCAGUUUCAAUUGUGAUCUGCAAUAAGGCCCUUAUUACUACAUUAGGUUUUAAUUUUGGUGCUGAGUGGUGGUCUCAACAAUUUGGAAAGUCUCUUCCUUUUUUGAGUUGGGUUCUAGUGAUAAAUGUUGGUGAAUUAUUUGGUCAUGUACGGAAGAUGCAAACUUGGGCUGACCUGAAGAUUGUCAAGCAACUCAUAGAUGCAAACUUAUAUGCAUUACUUGGGAAAAAGACUGUAACAGAUGAUGAAAAGCCUAUUAAAAAAAAGAAGGAGAAGCCUGUUAAGGUUGAGGCUGUGAUGAGGAUACAAUUCCCUGAUAAUUGCACAUUAGAGGGCACUUUUUAUCCAUCAGAGACAAUACGGAGCUUAAAUGAUCUUAAGAGACAAUCCCACACAUGUAAGGCCUUUUGGUGUUUCACUGCUAGUUGCUGGCCAACCAUAUCAGGUCGAACUUACUCAGAAUGGGUAAUAGAUAGAGAGUAUGAUUGGCCUCGUAAAUUCUGCAUAUGUCAUGCUAUGAUUGAAGAGGGGACCGAUCCUCAAACUACUCGAUUGGGUUGCUUGCGUAUGCGAUCAUGCUGCAUAUUGUCAACUUCAUACAUGCAAUUUUUUUCUUUACAUGCAAGUUGGCUGAACUUAUACCGAAUAACUUAUUUCCUCUUAUUUGUUUUGUAUGAAACUAUUAUUGUAAGUUGGAAUAUACUUGGUUUGUAUGCAAUGUUGACAUUAAAAUUAUUCUCUUGUUUGGAUGGUUGUAAGUGAAAUAGAUGUAGAUUGUGGAA
Messenger RNA from Camellia sinensis, 1388 nucleotides. The record is from RefSeq and is a predicted model, not a curated record. NCBI's taxonomy places the organism in Eukaryota, Viridiplantae, Streptophyta, Magnoliopsida, Ericales, Theaceae.